Messenger RNA from Neocloeon triangulifer, 2501 nucleotides. Its product is annotated as monocyte to macrophage differentiation factor 2-like. The transcript has 6 exons. The record is from RefSeq and is a predicted model, not a curated record. Gene Ontology annotation, cellular component: membrane. Bases 307 to 1095 code for a protein of 262 amino acids. Gene Ontology annotation, molecular function: pore-forming activity. Lineage: Eukaryota; Metazoa; Arthropoda; Insecta; Ephemeroptera; Baetidae.
AAUGGGAGAUGGUGAAAGGGAAGGGGUAUCCAGCUGUUGUGGGAGCCUUGCUCCGCCUGAAGAGAAAGAAACAAGGGCGAGGCGAGCAUCUUUUCGUCGCCUCUCCUCGUUAUGAAAAGUGAAAUUUAUUUUUGAAGAUGCGUUCUGGAGGCGCUCCAAGCUCAAUGUGAUUCAACCGUAGGAUAUCUGGUGGUGUGAAGCGGCAGCCUGUGACCCCAAUGAAGCUGUAGAAGUGUCGGUGACCAGUGAUAAUAGCAAUUGAGCAACGUAUCAAUAACACGAUUGUCACUGGCCGAGCUGAGAAAAAUGGCAAGCUUAAUCAUGAGCUCUCUCACCUCGUUCAACUGGAGGCAGAUUUUUGAUGUUAUUAAGCAGUGCCACUGGAUGAACGAACGAGCGCCUCCAAAUCGACCUUACACACCUACCACUGUGGAACACAUAGCUAAUGUUAUAACUCAUGGGUUAUGGAUCCCUCCAAGUAUCUGGGGUGCUGUCUCGUUGGUGCAACGAUCUUCGAAUUGGCAGCAAUUUUGGUCUGGACUUAUAUACAGUGGAUCUCUCAUCUUGCUCUUCACUGUCUCAACUAUUUUUCAUUGCGUCUUUUUUUGCCAUGGCCACGCACCAAUCAAAGAUGUUCUGCAUAGAAGCGACAGAGCCAUGAUCUACAUCUUCAUAGCCUCGUCUUACUUCCCAUGGCUGACGUUAACUCCACUACCUGCAGACGGCUGGGCAGCUGAGCUAUGGUGGCUCAUUUGGAUCCUUGCUUCAAUGGGCAUACUUUACCAACAAGCAUUCCACGAACGAUUCAAGUGGCUCGAAACUACCUUUUACUUAUUUAUCGGAGUUGCACCUGCUCUUGCCAUAGUUUCCAUUGACAUUCCUGGGCUGUACGAGUUACAGCUCGGAGGAGUAUGUUACCUAGCCGGAGUGAUCUUUUUCAAGAUGGAUGGCAGGAUCCCCUUUGCUCACGCAAUCUGGCACCUCUUUGUGGCUUUUGCCGCCAGUGUUCACUACUUCGCCAUCCUCGACAACUUGUACCCUGACAAGCCUCGUGACUCCAUGUCUGGCAUCACACUUAAGCAUGACGACCUGUAGAUUUUUGAAGAUUUUUCUCGAACCGAUUGAUGCGAUAGGUUUUGUGAUUGCGUAUUUUAAAAGUCUCGAACACUCAACAAGAUGAUACUCCAGUUGGUUGUGUCAAAUUAGAUGGAGAAGUUGCCAAACUUAUUUAUUGAAAUUGUCAAAUUGUUGCCAAGCAUUGUGAUAGAUUGCUCUAUUUUUGUUUUUGAUUUGUGAUUGUAAUUUUUUUCAGAGUGUUUGGGAGACUAGGUCUUGUAGCUGUAUCCCAUGUUACCUCAUUAAUUUUUAUGUUUAGAUUUUCCCUUUCUCUGGAAGUAUCAACUUAUGCCACUCUAUUUUAUUAAGGUGCAUAUUGACUUUAUUCCAUUGUGAACAAAGUUGACAAAUCCCCCAUUUACAAAUUUAAUGUCUGCAGCUAGGAGGCGUAAUUUUAAUUUUGGACGACAAAAAAUAUGGGCUUGAAAUGGCCCAUAGGCAACUCACAAGGCUCUCAAGUCAAGGGAUUGCCCCUUGUAUCUUGAAUCAAGAUACUCGCCACUGCAGCGAAGACAAAUUUUUAUUGCAAUUUUUUUUUAAACCUGAGAAAAUUUGAUUGCUCUCGUCAACCCGAAAUGUACCUGGAAUCAUUUUAGUUUCCUGAGCUCUUGAACUCCACUACUAUGAUGCCUCCUUUACAGGGUUUACUUACAUUACCAAACAAUAUUGGUAAAAAAAAAUCAGUCAUUGCCUUAUUGAAGUCACAAAAAUAUGAAUUCAUUUGUUCUUAAUUUUAUUGUUUUAGACGCGCUGCUGGCAGCUAACAUAAAAUAAAGCUAUUGUUAGUUGGUGUUUUAUAUAUUAAGGAUGCUAAAAUGUUUUUAAAUUGAUAUUUUGACACUUUUCAUUUUGUUCUUGCGUUUUUGUUCAGGACUUCUUACAUUUCUUGUUUAUUAAAUAAUUUAGUUGUUCAAAUGGUGUAGUAAAAAUGAAUUGUGUAAAACUGCCCUUUUAUUCUUAACAAGGAUGUAACGUGUGUUCAGCAUAAAGUAUUGUAUGCUUUCCCCUUUUUGAAUUUAAGAAUCAAAAUAGGCAGUUCAGAUCAAAUGUAUUCAAUAAAAUACCUGAAAGAUAUCCAAGAUAUUAUAUUGAAUUAUCUUGUCAAAAUAAUACUAUUUUCACCGAUAACAAAGUAAUAUAAAAUAUUAUUAUACGUUUUCGUCUAUGCAUCUGUUUAGAAGUAAAUCAAGGAAGUUUUUUUCGUCACAAACUUUUGGUUCAAAAUGAAAAAAAUUAUUUUAUAUUUUAACAUGUUUAAAACCGGGAGGGUAAAAUUAUGGAUCGAGUUUUUAUAAUUAUAUUCUUGACACUUAAGGAUGGAUUCGAGCGUGUGUAAUUUUAUUAACCUGGAUUUACUAUUAAGUAAUAAAAAUUGAUCACUGAAA